UAUUUAUUGCUUAACUGAUAGGUCCACAUACUUUCAUUUUUUUUUAUGCCUGGCAAAAGAAGGGGUUCAAUCAACCGGCCCCCAACACCUGAUGCAGAGAAUAAUAAUCAAGACCGAGAACCCACUCUUCAAGAAAUCAUAAACAUCAAGUUAAUCGAGAGUGGAGAAAAAGAACGGUUGAAGGAGCUUUUGAGGGAAAGGCUCAUAGAAUGUGGGUGGAGGGAUGAAAUGAAAGCUCUCUGCAGGGCAUUUGCAAGGAAGAAAGGGAAAAGCAAUGUAACGGUGGAUGACCUGGUACAGGUUAUUACUCCAAAAGGCAGAGCAUUGGUUCCCGAUUCUGUUAAGGCUGAGCUGCUACAGCGGAUCAGAACUUUUCUUGCAUCAGCUGCUAUAUAAUAUAGAGACGAGUGUGCAGUUGAAGAGUUGGACUGUUGUUUUCAUGUCGAAGUGGUGAUAUCAUGCUUUGCUGCUGUGAGGUUUCCCUGGAAAAUUUAGUCAGAUAUUUUGGGAUGCAGAGCUCAACGUUGGAAACGACUCAUUCAGCAAAGAGUUCCUUGUGUAUAUGGUGGUGUGUAGGUCAUGUUUGAUAGGAUUUAAUCAUCAUUAGAAUGAAAAUCAUUUGUAAUAAAGCUUUGUUUGAAAAAAAUUUGAUAGAUUUAAACUGUUUGUGAUAUUUUGUUUUUGCUAGGGCUGACUCGAGCAUGGCUGGAAUUGUAACAUAAUUUGGGUUAGGAAAUUGCUGAGUGUUGCAGAAUGAUCAUAAGUAUGACUUGGGUUGGAAUAUUGUCCAAACAUCGCUUGGGUUGGAAUGGUCUCUGACACAAGCUUGUGUCAAGGCAUUGUCCCA
Carica papaya (papaya) is the source of this 847-nucleotide messenger RNA. NCBI's taxonomy places the organism in Eukaryota, Viridiplantae, Streptophyta, Magnoliopsida, Brassicales, Caricaceae. The record is from RefSeq and is a predicted model, not a curated record.